Molecule: messenger RNA, 3083 nt
Organism: Anopheles funestus (African malaria mosquito)
Lineage: Eukaryota; Metazoa; Arthropoda; Insecta; Diptera; Culicidae
Product: O-acyltransferase like protein-like
Exons: 10
Coding region: 143-2074 (643 amino acids)
Molecular function (GO): acyltransferase activity, transferring groups other than amino-acyl groups
Source: RefSeq, a predicted model, not a curated record
AAGGCUUCAGUAUAAUCGCGACUAGUGUAAUAACCACACGCACGAGAGUCUGUAGUGCGUCUUUCGUUGCUGAGCUGAGUUUGCACUCACGUGUGAGAACAUCGCUCGACUCAGCGUGUGACACCAUCGAUCGACGUUAAACAUGUUCUGCAUAUUGAUAAUAGCCGUGAUCGUUGGAUGCUGUGCUACCACUUCCGCAAACGAAGUUGAAUUAAUGCAAAUUUACCAAUACGAUGAUUACGAAGAAUGUCGUCAAACGUACAGUGAUUUUGUGUACUGCAGUGCAAAAGCACACCUUACUUCAAAUUUGGAUUCAAUGCUGUGGACAAACAUAAAGAACUAUUCUGCACAUCCACGUCAUUUCGAUCGACGUACGAUCGAGGUUGGAGCGUGUGUUCAGAAAUGUAUACCCACAUUUGAAAGUGCAAUACACAAUCUAUCAGCGGAGCUGCAACGGUGUGUAGAAAAGAAAAUAUGGUCCCAAUAUGAGUUGAACUCAUCCAUCGAAAUCAUGCGCUGCAUACAUGGCAACAAAUCAACUAAAAACAACAACCCCGAAUUAGGAAUUGCGCAGAUCGCUUUUCUGUGUUUCGCAAUAGGGACAAUUAUGGUGGUGAUGCUCGCAUCCUUAUCGGACACUGAACAACAAGAAUGCACAGCGGAGAAAACAUCUUCAUUUACGACAAAACUGAUGCAAUCCUUUUCACUGGCUCGCAAUUUGCCGAAGCUGCUUGAAAGAGAGAACAAACCCGGAAUUAAUCUGCGCCAUCUUGAUGGGAUUCGUGCACUAACGAUGUUAAUUAUUUUGCUGACGCAUUCCUCAAUACCUUUGAUAAGGAUGCCGCUCAAAAAUGCCAACGACCUAGAAGCCCAGUUUGAUCAAUCAUGGUUCCCCAUGGCAAUGGCUGGUAAUACAUACACGGUGCAAAUUUUUUUCGUCAUCGGUGGUUUACUGCUGGCAGUCAAUACACUAGAGCAGCUGAAGAAUCGCCAUAAUGUUGGACUGGCUUAUUUGUUGGAUCGAGUGAAAAUUCGGCUGAUCAGGAUACUUCCACUGUAUCUCUUUGUGAUCUUAUUUCACGCAUCGUGGUAUCCUCAUUUGUACCAAGGGCCAAUUGGUGAUCGUUUCCACGAUCAUUGUACAACGAACUGGUGGACCAACGUCGUGUUUCUGAAUAAUUAUAUCAAUCCAAGUGAACCAGUAAAUAUGAUAUUGUACAAUUAUUUAGCCGUUACAACAUUAUACAUAAGCAUGUAUGUAUUUUCACACUUUCAGUGCAUACAGUUUGCAUGGUAUCUAGGAGCAGAUUUUCAGCUUUACUUACUUGGUACAGUGUUAAUGAUGUUAAUGCGGAUUCAGAAAGCGUUUAAACCUAUGGUGGUAUGCAUGACGCUAAGUGCCUUCCUAGUGCCAAUGGUCGUCAUCUACAGCUACCAUCUAGAUGCAACGGUGAUGAUGAUUUUAAGAUACAUACUUCAAGAAAUUCGCACAUUACCAUAUUAUUUGAAGGUGUACAUUCCAUUCGAGACAAAUGCUGGUAACUAUUUCUUCGGUAUGCUCGCUGGUAUCGCAUACUUCAAUUUCAAGGAUAACCCUACAGCGACAAGUACUUUAAAGCUAAACUACCUUUUGCCUGGUAGUGCUGCGUUUUUUAUAGUAAUGAACAGCCUCACGAUGAUGCUGCCUUCCGAUCAUUUAACCGAACCUUCGAUUGGUCUAGCGCUGUAUGGAUCACUGCUAAAAAGUGCCUGGGGAUUAUUUCCCUCCGUAUUGCUACUUUAUAUCGCAUUCCAGAAGAGACCGUCAAUGUUAGUUGCAACGCUCCAGCAUCCAAUACUACUAGUUGGAUCGAAAUUAAGCUACAGCAUAUACCUAGUACAGUAUGCCAUAGUUUAUGGAGUAUACAAACAUGUCACUUAUCCUCUAGUGUACAAUGGUUUUACCAUACUUAUUUUUACCGCAGCGAUUGUGAACAUCACAUUCUGUGUAGCAUUUACAUUACAUCUUUUCAUUGAACUUCCAUUUAAUUUAUUUCUUAAAGCAAUUUCGACUAAACCAAAAUCUAAAGCGUGACGUUUAUACAAAAGUGUGACAAAAAUACAAAACAAAUGAGUUCAUAUUAAACAUCGAUUAUACAUAUACAUUAGGUUAUGCCAUCCGAAUUUUUGCUUUCGAAAUCCACACAUUCAAUUAUUCAUACGAACACACACAAAUACACCUAACAGUUUACUUAUUAAUAAUGUAUUGAAUAUGUAAUGCCCAUAGUAUUUUAUUGUUAAUAAAUCAAACUGAAGUCAUUUCUUGAGUUACGUGAAUUUAAAAAUUUGACAUUUUAUGGAGUUUCCGUAUGAUGAAUUCAUUUUUUUUAGAUCCUUAAAAUAUAUAAUAUUAGUUUGAUUAGUUUAAACAUUCGUAUAGGUAAAUUUUUUCUUAAAUUGUUAAAAUCUUUAGGAUGACUGUAUUCAAAAGAAAUUUACCGCUAUAUUUCAAAACUUCGUCUCACAUACAAUCAAUCACGAUAAUGGGCCCAUUCUUAAUGUAUAGAACAUUCAUGUUUGAAAGUAUGUUCUACCUUCCCAUUGGUUUUACCAUUGAUUUUUUUUUAAUUAUUUUGAUUCAUAAAAUCUGUUAGCUCAUUUUUGCUAAAAAUAUUUUUUAGUAAUAUUUUUUCCAAUUUGAAUUACAAGUUAUUAAUACAAAAAUGUACAACUACUUCAUCUGCAGACCCUCGUUUAAGCCACUGCACCCACCGGAGAGAGAAAUUGUUGCAUUUCCUUAACUGCAUCUGUAACUGGAUAGUCAGUCUUGCAUACAAGGUAACGGUAUGGAUGAUAUUUAGUACCAAACCUGUUGUGUGGUAAAACGACGACGCGGAUCUCCGUUGUGCCACUAUAAAAUGCAAUUUAUUUGCUUAAAAAAUUCCUUCUCAAUAGCGCUGUCAUAAAUAUAUAUUAUUUACUAAUUACUACACCUCAUUUAAAAUAUUGUAAAACAAAUUUAAUUAUACGUUAUUUUUAGUACAAAAUUAAAACAAAAACUACCCAUGCCUAUUUACAAGAUUAAAUAUGCAAGCUAGGUAUAU